AACUAAAUUUAGUUGGUGUGAGUGAUUGAAGUUGCCUUUUAAUACUGCUAUUUAGUUUGAAUUUGAACGCGAGGUCUACUCAUCUUUACAGAUUUUUUUCUACUAUCUUAAAGACAUACAUUAAAGAAAUGACUCCUACCUCUUACACUUGUUCUGAAAAGACACCCGACGCAAUGGAAAAAACAGUCAAACUUAAAUUCGCUUUUAAGAUGACCAGCAUGAUUGUGAGAAAAUUCCAUACCUUGGCAAUUAAGGACGAUACUGAACCUCCUUUCAAGAAAGCAAAGUAUUCAGUCAUCGAAGAAAAUAACAUUGAUAUCGGUAAAACUAAACAUGAGUUUCAAUACUCUUUACCUUACCCAAUGGAAGUAUCUUUUCAUAGUGAAAAUAAAGUGGGCGAUUUGUCUUCUAAGAAACUUCGAUACAAACAUACUUCUUUACUUAAAGCGGAUAAGUGCAGAAACCUUGAUAGUUACUACACGAAGGUCAGUGGCAAACGCAGGAGUAAACAUCGAAAGAUUAUGAAACUUUGCCACAUGAGCCCUGCCAACCCUGCAAAUCAUCCACCCUGCAUCGAGAGAUCUCCAGUUACAUCUGCUGGUCAGUUGUCUGUUAUAUUUGACCGGUGCGUAAAUUUUGCUUUGGCUUUCAGAUCAAAAGCUGUUCAGGAUAUUGACAUAAUAGUCAGGAAGUUCAGUACUUAUGGCACUGUGUCAAGAAUACAAGACCACUGGACACUUCAGAAAGGUACCGUAUCACCGUGGGCCAGCUUCUGGACAGGUGCCUUAGUGACUUAUAAGCAUAUUGUGAAUUUCUCAAAAAUCUUCAAAGAUUCUUUUAUAGCCGGCGAUUCUACAGUGAUUCCUGUGUCGGUGCCCCUUCAUCUGUCGCGAAUUGGGAGAAUCGAGUCACAGCUCAACUCGGAAGACGUGCAAAAAGGGACUGAGAUCUUCGUUGAAGGACUUAGCGCGAAUACAUCUUGGCACAAAAUAAGAAAAGAGCUCAACAAAUAUGGCACAGUCUUGUACGUGCUGCAGAAUGAGGAACAGAACUCCGAUUGGAUAAAUUUGAGAGUCGGUUACAGAUACACAGUUGAAGCUUUCGCAGCAUCACUUGCUUUAGAUGGGAAGUUUUUCUGCAGAAGCAUUCUCCAUGCCAAAAUGAAGAUGAGUAGCAAAGAGUGGAAGAUACAUUAUAAACUCUGUGCGACUUAUGGUUAGAAUAUAUGAGUUAGUUUAAUAUAUUAAUUGCUGUGAAAUCGCUUGGGGAAACCACGUUUAAACUCCAUGCCGUAUGAAGAAAAUCAAAAUCUUGUACUUCAUUUUUUAAAGAGGCGAUUUAUAACUUAUUAAUUUUUAUAAAAUGUAUGUAUAUUUUAAUAAAGUCAUUUUUCUCUGUCACAGUUUUACCCUUAAAAUGCAUUAAAAUUGAAGCUAACGAAUCCAUAAGCAUGAACAAAAUAUAACUAACCUUGAGCAUUAACAAAAGAUAGUAAUACAAUAUUAAAAUGUUUUGGAUAGGUUACAUUUCAAGUUUAUUUAAUAAAUGUACAGGUAAUUAGUUAAUUUCCAGA
Stegodyphus dumicola is the source of this 1573-nucleotide messenger RNA. RefSeq lists its product as uncharacterized. Lineage: Eukaryota; Metazoa; Arthropoda; Arachnida; Araneae; Eresidae. Gene Ontology annotation, molecular function: nucleic acid binding. The record is from RefSeq and is a predicted model, not a curated record.